Priceomyces carsonii is the source of this 1428-nucleotide messenger RNA. RefSeq lists its product as uncharacterized. The transcript has a single exon. Gene Ontology annotation, cellular component: membrane. Lineage: Eukaryota; Fungi; Ascomycota; Pichiomycetes; Serinales; Debaryomycetaceae. Gene Ontology annotation, molecular function: transmembrane transporter activity. Bases 1 to 1428 code for a protein of 475 amino acids. Gene Ontology annotation, biological process: transmembrane transport. The record is from RefSeq and is a predicted model, not a curated record.
AUGUCUAGGCAUUUAAAUCAUGUUUCGAAUAAAAUACGAAAAUGUUUAUCAAAUCAUCUUUCUCUGUCAAAUUUGAAAAGGUUAGCUUUCGCUGUUUCUUUACUUUCAUGCCUCUCAGCAGGAUCGAUAUUGCUCUUUUCACUAUUUUCAAUAUCACUACAUGACAUCAUUGGUUUAAGCUACUUCCAAAUUAACUUGAUAUCGUCUGUCUCAGCAAUUGGAAUGUACUUGUGCUUGCCAGUGUUAGGCUACUUAUCGGAUUGCCAUGGUCCAGCAUUACUUUCAUUGAUAUCCAUAUGGCUAUUUUGUCCAAGUUACUAUAUUAAUAGUUUGCUAGUCAGCAACGCUGAAAAAUAUCCUUUAGCAAAGACUUCGGUCUACGGAUUCAGUAUAACUUUUGGUCUUAUAGGUUUGGCGACAUCAUCGUUGUAUUUUCUGAGUCUAUUAACUUGCGCAAGAAUUUAUCCAAAUCAUAAAGGAUUGGCUAUAUCGCUACCAGUGAGUUGCUACGGACUUUCUACAUUCAUAGGCUCUCAAUUACUUAAGCUCAAAUAUUUCAAGGCUGGAGAUUAUUUGGAUUUACCCAAAACGUUCAAUUUCUUCGGAGCACUUUACUUAGUUGUUGGGGUUUUAAAUUUUACUUCCAGUUCAAUAGUAACUAUAGAACAAGAAAUAAUUUUUCAUGAUGAGUCAACUCCAUUAUUACGUGAUCAAGAAGAAUGUGGAGAAGAGGAGGUAGACUAUGCCGGUGACGAGAAUCUUCUUGAGACGCAGAGCUCAUUAGAGCCAACUCACCAUCAUGAACGUUAUAAGAAGUUUUUGCUAGAUAAAUCAUCAUGGUUUCUCUUGCUCUCAUUAAUACUUAACAUCGGUUCUUUAGAGAGCUAUCAAAAUAAUUUGGGAUCAAUUGUCAAAAUCGCCGCUCCUGGCACAGUCCUCUCUAACCAGGUCAGCAUAAUGGCGGCGGCAUCAACAGUCAUACGCUUAGUAAUUGGGGCACUGUCAGACUACUUGGCUUCCCCAAGGAGACGAUAUCCUAUCUGUCGUAUCUGGCUCCUUGUAGGCAUUUUAUUGCUUGCAGCUGUGGGACAAAUAGGUGUGGUAACCAAUAUCAAUUUUUCUAUUAUUUCGACUAUGAAUGGAUUAGUAUACGGUGCCUUGUUUACUUUGUAUCCUACAAUAGUUGCUACGGUCUGGGGUAUUGAUAUUAUGGGAUCUACAUGGGGUUCUUUUAUGGUAGCUCCCGCAAUUGGCUCUGUCAUUUAUUCGUUAGCCUACGGUUGGCGAGUGGACCAAAGUAACCGUCCCACCAAGGAAUGUCUCAAUUCCUUUUUCGAAAUCACCUCGCUAGGUAUGUUAAUAAGUCUUGUUAUUAUUUUCUUAACCUGGCGCUGCAUUUGGUGCAAGAGAAGACUAGAGAUUUUCUAG